This is a messenger RNA of Pestalotiopsis fici W106-1, 1341 nucleotides long. RefSeq lists its product as uncharacterized. Bases 1 to 1341 code for a protein of 446 amino acids. Lineage: Eukaryota; Fungi; Ascomycota; Sordariomycetes; Amphisphaeriales; Sporocadaceae. The record is from RefSeq and is a predicted model, not a curated record. The transcript has a single exon.
AUGUCAGCACAAGAUUUGCGAAAAAAGUACCCUCAAGACCUACACAGUCAGGCCUGGCUGCUCGCCUGCAGACAGCCGUACGGAGAUGUGGUCACUCUCUCAGACUGGAUCGGCGAUGUGCACGUCGAGCAAAACAAGACCACCAGAGCCAGCCGCCUCGUGAGCUGUGGGCAUUUGAAUACCGUCCUCGUUAUUGUCAGACACUUGUUAUCUCUAGGUUUGAUUCCAGCAGCAGCAGCAGCAGCGAACUCUCCAUUGUUUGAGGCAGCCUACCAUGAUUUUGGCAACGGCGAUGAAGACAUGGACUCAAGAGUUCAGGGUCGCUUACUGGCCAACAUGUUCCCCAACUUGACAUCCAUGAAAGAUUUCGUAGCAUUGUAUCCUGUACUGGAACAGCUCCUCGAAAGUCCCCUCGUCAAGACAAGUCUCUUUCAGAACCCGACCUUUCUCAUGUGGGACCACGAAGUCUGCCAAAAGGUCAAUGGCGUCUUUCGAACGACGACGAUUUCGGAUGAAGACAACUCAAGACGUAGUCUGAUUGUCUAUGAUGGCAGGACACCACUAUCCGAGUCCGUCUCUCAGUCCAUCCGCGAAAAGUCCAAGGACGAUCAAAAAGGAAUACGACUCAUCACCGCCUUUCCCCAAUUCUUGUGCAUUCGUUACGAGCCCACAAAUGAGUCCGUGACCCAACGAAGAUUCGACGACCUCGCAAGGUUCAUCAUGACGGCUUACUCGAGGGACCCCGAUGCCACACCGUCCAUUCCAGCCCCACCGGUCAAGCAGGGACGCAAGUAUGUCCUUGUAAUGGUCGUGGCACAAGAAAAGGGGAAUGUAGAGAUCAGAACUUACGAACUCAGCUCCAGACCGGUGCUCCCAGAACACGCCUCGGAUGAUUACGAUGUCACUAGUUGGAGGCUGGGUGCCCCUACCCACAAGUACACACUCUUCUACACGCGGCUUGACCACGAGAUGCCACUCGAGGACAGCCUGGAAGUCUACAACCUGACGCAAGAUCAGUUGGCCAUGUGGCGACAACCACCCAUCCGUCCACGCGCUGCACCUUCACCAGAUCUAUCUGCUUUUCCCGGGCGGGACUUUGUUCCUAGCAGUUCCCAAGCCUACGAAGAAUCGAGGCACAAUAAAAAAAGACUGCCCAGUAUGGCACCAUUCUCGGAAGAUCAUUAUUUUGUUCCAUCUCAGGUUGUAGCCGAAGCAGGAUCCCCAGCAGGGUCCUUGUCUGGACAGGAAUACUCUGCCAGACGUACUCUUUCGCCCACGUCACGCAAUUCGAGUCGCCUCGGUGCAUACGACAUACCAUCAGAUUCACCAACCGAUGAGUAG